AUGCCGUAUGCCAAUCAGCCUUCGGUUCAUGUUUCAGAUUUAACUGACGACAAUGUUAAAUUCCAGAUAGAAGAUACGGAAUUGAGCGUGGCAAAUAGUCUCCGGAGGGUUUUCAUUGCUGAAACGCCGACUUUAGCCAUUGAUUGGGUGCAACUGUCUGCCAAUUCAACAGUUUUAAGUGAUGAAUUCAUAGCUUCAAGAAUUGGACUUAUCCCCUUAACUUCUGAUACUGCAAUAGAAAAGUUGAUCUAUUCCAGGGAUUGCAAUUGCACUGACUUUUGCCCAUCAUGCAGCGUUGAAUUUACUUUAGACGUCAAAUGUAUCGAUGAUCAAACAAGACAUGUUACAACUGCAGAUUUAAAGACAGCUGAUCCUUGUGUUGUCCCUGCAACAUCAAAAAACAGAGAUGCUGAUGCGAAUGAAUACGGUGAAUCCGAUGAUAUUUUGAUUGUUAAGUUGAGAAAAGGACAAGAACUGAAAUUAAGGGCAUUUGCAAAGAAAGGUUUUGGAAAGGAACAUGCCAAGUGGAAUCCUACCGCUGGUGUUUGCUUUGAAUAUGAUCCUGAUAACUCAAUGAGACAUACGCUAUUUCCAAAACCUGACGAGUGGCCCAAGAGUGAAUACACUGAACUUGACGAGGAUCAAUAUGAAGCUCCAUUUAAUUGGGAGGCUAAGCCUAACAAAUUUUUCUUCAAUGUUGAAAGUUGUGGAUCCUUACGGCCUGAAAACAUAGUAUUAAAAGGUGUAGAAGUUCUUAAAUAUAAACUUUCUGAUUUAUUAAUUCAAUUGAGCCAUGAAUCAGCUGGCCAGGUUGAUCAUAUGCCUGUUUAG
This is a messenger RNA of Nezara viridula (southern green stink bug), 831 nucleotides long. NCBI's taxonomy places the organism in Eukaryota, Metazoa, Arthropoda, Insecta, Hemiptera, Pentatomidae. The record is from the annotation of a GenBank genome assembly.